Messenger RNA from Oncorhynchus nerka (sockeye salmon), 2745 nucleotides. Its product is annotated as collagen alpha-2(I) chain-like. The transcript is spliced from 3 exons. Lineage: Eukaryota; Metazoa; Chordata; Actinopteri; Salmoniformes; Salmonidae. Bases 1 to 2745 code for a protein of 914 amino acids. The record is from RefSeq and is a predicted model, not a curated record.
AUGGUUAGUAGCAUUGUCAUGCUGGAGGGUCAUGUCAGGAGGAGCCUGCAGGAAGGGUACCCCAUGAGGGUGGAGGAUGUCUUCCCUGAAAAGUUGAUGAGUAUCAGGUUGGUUGCAGAUUUAGCCCCAGAAAGCAAUGAGGAAUCGGCCCAGAAGCGGCCCUCUUCCAGGGAGCUGGCCCUGAUUGAAUCGGCAGGGAAUCGGGUGUCGGACUCGGCCCUGAAUCAAAAUGAAUGUCUGCCCAGAAUCGCUACCCGGGCAAAACACCUGGUGACCGUGGUGCAUCUGGGCCGCCACGGGACGCUCUGGGCCGCCACGGGACGCUCUGGGCCGCCACGGGACGCUCUGGGCCGCCACGGGAGUCGCUACGGCUGGGACAUCCCACCCAGCCAAACGCUCUGGGCCGCCACGGGAGUCGCUACGGCUGGGACAUCCCACCCAGCCAAACGCUCUGGGCCGCCACGGGAGUCUCUACGGCUGGGACAUCCCACCCAGCCAAACGCUCUGGGCCGCCACGGGAGUCUCUACGGCUGGGACAUCCCACCCAGCCAAACGCUCUGGGCCGCCACGGGAGUUUCUACGGCUGGGACAUCCCACCCAGCCAAACGCUCUGGGCCACCACGGGAGUCGCUACGGCUGGGACAUCCCACCCGGCCAAACGCUCUGGGCCGCCACGGGAGUCGCUACGGCUGGGACAUCCCACCCAGCCAAACGCUCUGGGCCGCCACGGGAGUCGCUACGGCUGGGACAUCCCACCCAGCCAAACGCUCUGGGCCGCCACGGGAGUCGCUACGGCUGGGACAUCCCACCCAGCCAAACGCUCUGGGCCGCCACGGGAGUCUCUACGGCUGGGACAUCCCACCCAGCCAAACGCUCUGGGCCACCACGGGAGUCGCUACGGCUGGGACAUCCCACCCGGCCAAACGCUCUGGGCCGCCACGGGAGUCGCUACGGCUGGGACAUCCCCCACCCAAACGCUCUGGGCCGCCACGGGAGUCGCUACGGCUGGGACAUCCCACCCAGCCAAACGCUCUGGGCCGCCACGGGAGUCGCUACGGCUGGGACAUCCCACCCAGCCAAACGCUCUGGGCCACCACGGGAGUCUCUACGGCUGGGACAUCCCACCCAGCCAAACGCUCUGGGCCGCCACGGGAGUCGCUACGGCUGGGACAUCCCACCCGGCCAAACGCUCUGGGCCGCCACGGGAGUCGCUACGGCUGGGACAUCCCACCCGGCCAAACGCUCUGGGCCGCCACGGGAGUCGCUACGGCUGGGACAUCCCACCCGGCCAAACGCUCUGGGCCGCCACGGGAGUCGCUACGGCUGGGACAUCCCACCCAGCCAAACGCUCUGGGCCGCCACGGGAGUCGCUACGGCUGGGACAUCCCACCCGGCCAAACGCUCUGGGCCGCCACGGGGAGUCGCUACGGCUGGGACAUCCCACCCGGCCAAACGCUCUGGGCCGCCACGGGAGUCGCUACGGCUGGGACAUCCCACCCAGCCAAACGCUCUGGGCCGCCACGGGAGUCGCUACGGCUGGGACAUCCCACCCAGCCAAACGCUCUGGGCCGCCACGGGAGUCGCUACGGCUGGGACAUCCCACCCAGCCAAACGCUCUGGGCCGCCACGGGAGUCGCUACGGCUGGGACAUCCCACCCGCCAAACGCUCUGGGCCGCCACGGGAGUCGCUACGGCUGGGACAUCCCACCCGGCCAAACGCUCUGGGCCGCCACGGGAGUCGCUACGGCUGGGACAUCCCACCCGGCCAAACGCUCUGGGCCGCCACGGGAGUCGCUACGGCUGGGACAUCCCACCCGGCCAAACGCUCUGGGCCGCCACGGGAGUCGCUACGGCUGGGACAUCCCACCCGGCCAAACGCUCUGGGCCGCCACGGGAGUCGCUACGGCUGGGACAUCCCACCCGGCCAAACGCUCUGGGCCGCCACGGGAGUCGCUACGGCUGGGACAUCCCACCCAGCCAAACGCUCUGGGCCACCACGGGAGUCGCUACGGCUGGGACAUCCCACCCAGCCAAACGCUCUGGGCCGCCACGGGAGUCGCUACGGCUGGGACAUCCCACCCAGCCAAACGCUCUGGGCCGCCACGGGAGUCGCUACGGCUGGGACAUCCCACCCGCCAAACGCUCUGGGCCGCCACGGGAGUCGCUACGGCUGGGACAUCCCACCCGGCCAAACGCUCUGGGCCGCCACGGGAGUCGCUACGGCUGGGACAUCCCACCCGGCCAAACGCUCUGGGCCGCCACGGGAGUCGCUACGGCUGGGACAUCCCACCCAGCCAAACGCUCUGGGCCAAACGCUCGGCUGGGACAUCCCACCCAGCCAAACGCUCUGGGCCACCACGGGAGUCGCUACGGCUGGGACAUCCCACCCGGCCAAACGCUCUGGGCCACCACGGGAGUCGCUACGGCUGGGACAUCCCACCCAGCCAAACGCUCUGGGCCGCCACGGGAGUCGCUACGGCUGGGACAUCCCACCCGGCCAAACGCUCUGGGCCACCACGGGAGUCGCUACGGCUGGGACAUCCCACCCAGCCAAACGCUCUGGGCCGCCACGGGAGUCGCUACGGCUGGGACAUCCCACCCAGCCAAACGCUCUGGGCCGCCACGGGAGUCGCUACGGCUGGGACAUCCCACCCGGCCAAACGCUCUGGGCCACCACGGGAGUCGCUACGGCUGGGACAUCCCACCCAGCCAAACGCUCUGGGCCAAUCGUGCGUCGUCUCAUAG